CGAACACGAACCCGCUUCGCGUGGAAAAAAAAAGGCGGUGAUUUUAUUUAUUUCUUCUCCUUGUUGGCGUGAAAAAAAAAAAAUCAAUCCUUCAAAUUAUUGCUAGAACAAAAAUAUAACCAUCAUCGUUAAUAUCUAAAUGAUGCAAUACGCGUCCCAAGAUGGUCUGUUUCCAGACUUUCGUGUGCGCAAACUUCCCACUAUUACAUACAAGCGCAAACAGCGUGCCUUUCCUCCAGUCUCAACAUGGAACCCCACCAUGCCAUCAUCAUCAUCAUUCCUCACCCCACCAACAGUAACAUCCGAAUCUCGAAACACAUCGGCCAGUCAUGAUUCUGCGGAAAAAUCGACGGUUACAACAGAGAACAACCCACUGACGGUCUUUCAGCGUCUUCGAAAAGAGUUGGAUAAUGCGGUGGAUAUUUUUGGAUUUCCUUCCGAGGGAGAUCCUAUCAAAAGAAGACAACACGAGAAUGAGGAACAAACUAACAAAAUUUUGCCUAAUAAUGUCGGCAAGAGCAAGGAAUCAAGUGUAUUCGAUAUAUUUGACCUGCCAGAUCCUUCUCAUCGCGCAUCUCAGCACUUGGAUAUUUUUGAUCUGCCCCCAGAAGAUGGUCAUGAAGCCGAAGUCAAACUGCUCGUCGCUACAUCUCGCGACGCGCCAGCGCAAUCAACUUCUCCUGCUCCUCCACGUAAGACAUACCAAAAGGCGACGAAGCAUGCCAAACUGAAAGCGAUCCCGCCCCAAUCGAUCUAUCCGUCUGCAUCGAAUCAUUCAUCUGCAACAACAUCUCCUCAAAAGACCUAUGGCAAACGCAAAGCUAAAGCCGUUGAACAUCAUCCAUCCUAUCAUCAGACGCCGAUCCACCCUAUUUCUCCCUCGGCACACCAAGUUUUAUCCACUUGUUCCAUGCUAAUGACGCGAACUCCCCAGGAGAUUGUCCCAUCAUCACCUUCCUCAUCAACUUCUUCUUCAUCCUCAAACUCCGGUGCGUCAACAGCGCCUAAACGCAAAUUGAAUCUUAUCUCGCGACUGAAGAGCGCCAGCGGUGAGUCGACCGAUAUUGACCGUAAUCGAUGGUACGAGUUUUCGGACGAUGAUGAUGGUGAUGAGAGUGCACAAGAUGAAUCGAAUCUAGCCUCACCAAAAACCACGCCAAAGAAUGAUUUCGGAAAAGAGCCUUCGCCUGAACUCAGCUACCAGGAACGCAUGGAACGCGAGUUAUCUUCUUUGAUGCGAUCAGAGUUUGAUGAAGAAAAUGAAGCUUCAACAAUACAAGCAUCCACACCACGCCAUAAUGCCAUUUACACUCCGGAUAAAUGUAAUGUACGAAUCACUUACAGUCGCUCUACUCGGAUACAGCACUCAACUUGAAAUGGAUAUCCCAAAUCGGAUGAAAAUUUACACAAGCUGGUGAAACAGCUCAUUUAUCGUUUUAAAUAUCUAUACAUUUCACUAUUGUAAAUAAUCGUUUAACAAAGCCCUACACAAACUUUCUGGAUGCCGCCUGCUACUGUAAAAAAGUGCAUGCAUGGAUAAAGAUACUCUGCAUAGCAUCUGGCUUUGGUCUUUUUUCAAUAGGAAUGGGAUUUUUCCAGCUUUUUGUAGGGCAAGGGUUUUUCUUCUGCAAGACUUUUUGAUUUGCUCAUUGUGCGAAUUGAUUUUCAGGGCCCAUCCCAGCUUCUAUUUUUGGUAACCAAAAUGACCUCAUUUCCGGUGACUUUGGGGUCCGGGAAGAUGAUGAAAAAAAGCUGGGGCCACGCACAGUCGGUCGUCACU
Molecule: messenger RNA, 1780 nt
Organism: Radiomyces spectabilis
Lineage: Eukaryota; Fungi; Mucoromycota; Mucoromycetes; Mucorales; Radiomycetaceae
Exons: 1
Coding region: 140-1375 (411 amino acids)
Source: RefSeq, a predicted model, not a curated record